Messenger RNA from Volvox carteri f. nagariensis, 321 nucleotides. RefSeq lists its product as uncharacterized. The transcript is spliced from 3 exons. Bases 1 to 321 code for a protein of 106 amino acids. The record is from RefSeq and is a predicted model, not a curated record. NCBI's taxonomy places the organism in Eukaryota, Viridiplantae, Chlorophyta, Chlorophyceae, Chlamydomonadales, Volvocaceae.
AUGCCCACGAUGCUGACUGCCGCGUACGUCUCCCGGUUGAUGGAGCAUACUCUGCUACUCGAAGCCUCCUUCAAGGCGACGGGGAUGGUCACGAACAUCGCCAAGUGUGAAGUCCUCAUUUUCGAGGGCACAGCACACGAACGUAAGCGGCUCAUGGAGGCCGAUGUCCAUCCUCACCCGGGGGAAAAGCCGAACAGCUGUACAGACAACAGCUAUAUUCGCGGGGAGCAAGGGGAUAUUCCAGAUCAGGAGGCUCCUCUCCCCCUUGCGGCCCGCCUGUCUACAAGCAGCCCCGCGAUUCACAAGGGCUACGUGCUGUGA